UAAGAAGAGAUUCCUUAUGUCUCCUACAGCCAUUAUAUAUAUUGACAAGAUGCCAUUGGAAGGGCAGAUCCAUAGACUCAAUUCUUCAUCAAAAUCAAGUCUUCUCUUCUCUUCUCUUCUCUUGGUGAAAAAUGACAUCCUCUCCUUUGAACCCAAAAUCUCACGGUCGCUCAAAUAGCUUGCCCUCUAGACCACACCCUCUCAUUCUAAAAUGCAAUGAACAGUUGGAGAGCUUAAGGGCUUCCAAUGAAACCUCCUCUUCUUCAUCACUGAGACAUAAGGUAGGAGGCUUGCAAGAUUUGAUUGAGUGUGUUGAAAAAUUGAUUCAGCUUCCCCUCACUCAAGAUGUUCUUGUUCAUGAGCAUCAAGAGAAUUGGGUGGAUGAGCUUUUGGAUGGAUCCUUAAGGCUCUUAGAUGUGUGUACAGCAGCCAAAGAUGCUUUGCUGCACACAAAAGAAUGCACACGUGAACUUCAAUCAAUGAUAAGAAGGAAGAGGGGUGGUGAAGUGGAGCUGACAGCAGAGGUUAAAAAAUUCUUGACAUCUAGAAAAGUAGUGAAAAAGGCCAUCUCCAAAGCCUUGGCAAAUUUGAAUGGCACUUCAAAGAAUUAUAACAUCUCAUCAGCUACAAAUAAAAGCCACCAAACAGUGGCUUUGAUUAGCAUAUUGCAGGAAGUGGAAGUGGCUACACUAUCAACAUUUCAAUCACUGCUGCAAUUUAUCUCAGGCUCAACACAAUCAAAGGCAAACCGAUGGCUUUCAAUUUCCCAGCUAAUUCAACCCAAAAGAGUGGCUUGCUCCCUAGCGGCAGAUGAAAGUGAAUUUGCCCUGGUGGAUGCAGCAUUGCAAUCUUUCAUAUUUACCAAGACUUGCAAAUUUGAAGACAUAAACAAUCUGCAAAACCACUUGGAGAAAAUGGAAUCGUGCAUUCAAGACUUUGAAGAAGGACUUGAGUUUCUAUUCAGGCGUUUGAUUAAAAUCAGAGUUUCCCUUCUUAAUGUUCUUAACCAUUAGUCCAACCUAGCUGGGACUCAAUUUUGUACUGAUCGAUAUAGAUACACUUGUACAUGGAAUCCAUAAAUGUAUAUGUCUAGUGAUAAUGAACUGAAAAUCUUUCUCAAC
Molecule: messenger RNA, 1121 nt
Organism: Cajanus cajan (pigeon pea)
Lineage: Eukaryota; Viridiplantae; Streptophyta; Magnoliopsida; Fabales; Fabaceae
Biological process (GO): shoot system development; root development
Source: RefSeq, a predicted model, not a curated record